Microdochium trichocladiopsis is the source of this 1224-nucleotide messenger RNA. Its product is annotated as ribosomal family S4e-domain-containing protein. Lineage: Eukaryota; Fungi; Ascomycota; Sordariomycetes; Xylariales; Microdochiaceae. Gene Ontology annotation, molecular function: RNA binding; structural constituent of ribosome. The transcript is spliced from 3 exons. Bases 157 to 945 code for a protein of 262 amino acids. The record is from RefSeq and is a predicted model, not a curated record. Gene Ontology annotation, biological process: translation. Gene Ontology annotation, cellular component: ribosome; cytosolic small ribosomal subunit.
CUAGCGAUUCCACUUCCUCGCACAAGAAUUUAGCACUUUUUCUGGGUCCUGCACGAAAAUUGCUACGCCCUUCAACUUCCGUGGAUCCAACGCUGAGACCCUCGCACUUUCACUCCUCACGACCAACCGCCAACACAGCCAGUCAAUACCGUCAAAAUGGGCAGAGGACCUAAGAAGCACCAGAAGCGCCUGAGCGCCCCCUCGCACUGGCUCCUCGACAAGCUGUCGGGUGUCUAUGCCCCCAAGGCUUCUGCCGGUCCCCACAAGGGUCGCGAUGCUCUGCCUCUGAUCAUCUUCAUCCGCAACCGUCUCAAGUAUGCGCUCAACUACCGCGAGACCAAGUCGAUCCUCAUGCAGCGCCUCAUCAAGGUCGACGGCAAGAUCCGCACCGACAUGACCUACCCUGCCGGCUUCAUGGAUGUCAUCACCAUUGAGAAGACUGGCGAGAACUUCCGUCUCAUCUACGACACCAAGGGCCGCUUCGCCGUCCACCGCAUCCAGGCUGAGGAGGCCGAGUACAAGCUCGGCAAGGUCAAGCGUGUGCAGCUCGGCAAGGGCGGAAUCCCAUUCUUGGUUACGCACGAUGCUAGAACUAUCCGCUACCCUGACCCUGCCAUCAAGGUCAACGACACCGUCAAGAUUGACCUGUCCACUGGCAAGAUCUCUGACUUCAUCCACUUCGACACUGGUGCCAUUGCCAUGGUCACCGGUGGUCGCAACAUGGGUCGUGUUGGUGUCAUCACUCACCGUGAGCGCCACGAUGGUGGUUUCAACAUUGUCCACAUCAAGGAUGCCAUUGACAACAGCUUCGCUACCCGUGAGAGCAACGUCUUCGUCAUUGGCUCUGAGAAGCCGUGGGUUUCCCUGCCCAAGGGCAAGGGUGUCAAGCUCACCAUCGCCGAGGAGAGAGACCGCCGCCGAGCUCACAACCUGGCUGGCCACUAAAUGCUGGCUGCCGGCUCUUGUCCGUUGGUUUGAUUGAUGAAGCAAAAAAAGGGAAACAAAACUUGGGAAAUGGUUGAUUUUUCACGCAUGGUCCUGGAGUCUACGGUAUAUCCGUUCGUGCCUGUCAUGAACAUGAGACAAUGAAAAAAAGAAGUAAAAUUGUCAAAUGAGAUCGAUGCCUGCCCCUCACACAUACACAGACCGUGCCUGUUCUGCUGUGAUGUUAAAAAGUGAAUUUGGAAAUGAGCCACGACCCGACGAGUUUCUUUCGUGGCGGUG